Molecule: messenger RNA, 3546 nt
Organism: Polyodon spathula (Mississippi paddlefish)
Lineage: Eukaryota; Metazoa; Chordata; Actinopteri; Acipenseriformes; Polyodontidae
Gene: rtkn2a
Product: rhotekin 2a
Exons: 12
Coding region: 12-1955 (647 amino acids)
Biological process (GO): signal transduction; hemopoiesis; positive regulation of cell population proliferation
Source: RefSeq, a predicted model, not a curated record
CAUUGGGUGUAAUGGCGAAGAAGCAGCAUCAGCGGGACUUUCAAAAUUUCAAGAGAAAUGAAAGGAACAGGGCUACGGUUUCGGGUUGCUCUUCGCUCGGCAUGGAGAUUAAGAGAAAGAAAAUCAGGGAAAGCACCUACUUCCUAGAACAAGAGGACUGCGGUAUCCAGGAGAAAAUCGACUUUGAGAUCCGAAUGCGGGAUGGAGCCUACAAGCUCCUUGCAGCCAGCACCCAGAGAGAUCAGGUUUUAAACGCUUCUAAAAACCUGAUGACCUGUAACAUGCGCAUUAUGGCCUAUAUGACGGAGCUGCAGAAAAAGAAGGAGGAACAGAUCAUGAACAGAAUGGCAAGAAGGUCUUCUGAUGUAGGGGCGAAGGAACGCACAGCAUGCAAGGGGAAAGUUGCAUUGUCAGGCCUUCGGAUACCAUUAAUGUGGAAGGAUUCUGACCACUUCAACAACAAAGGAAGGUCCCGACGCGUGGCUGUAUUUUGCCUGAUGAAACUUGGGUCUGAGGUUUUUGACACAGAAAUGGUGGUUGUGGAUAAAGCUGUCACAGACAUAUGUUUUGGGAAUUUAACCAUGUUCAGUGAGGCAGGACCAGGUUUUGAGUUACAACUUCAGGUCUACAGCUGCUGCUUGGAGGAGGAUCCAUCCAUAGGCAGCACUCCUAAGAAGCUGGCAAAAAAACUGGGUACUUCAUUCGGCAAGUCCACAGGAAAGAGAGUGUGUCAGCUGCUGGAUGGAAAUGACCCGGAGUCCUUCCUCCAGUCCAAUCCAUUAGCGGUGAGAUUCAGAAACGAAUAUGUCGGUGAUUACAACUUACUUGCCUAUACAACACUAACUCUUCCUCUUGCUGACGGCAGCUUCCAGUCACAGACCUUGACUGUUACAGAGAAUGAGGACUCUUCCUUCUGGCUACCUCUGUAUGGAAACAUAUGCUGUCGUUUGGUGGCUCAGCCAGUGUGCAUGACCCAAGAUAUGAUGAGUGGCUUCUUGAAUCAGCAGCAAGCUGUUGGAGGUGUUCUCAGCUGCAGCAGGCUGUACUGUGUUCUGAGAGGAGGCAACAUGUUUUGCUAUUACACUCCAGAGGAAAUUGAGGCUAAAGUAGAACCUGCCAUUGUCAUUCCUGUUAACAAGGAAACAAGGAUCCGAGCUGUGGAUAAGAACCCAGAGAAAAGGAUCAGCAGUUUCACUCUCAUUAAUCGCAUAGAUGGGGAGGCAGUGACCAAUGUGUUCACUGCAGACUGCAGAGAGGAGCUUCAGAAAUGGAUGGAGGCAUUUUGGCAGCAUUUUUAUGAUCUGAGCCAAUGGAAGCACUGCUGCAAAGAGCUAAUGAAGAUUGAGAUAAUGUCCCCAAAGAGGCCUUCUUUGUUCCUUACAAAGCAAGCCACCUCAGUCUACCAUGAUAUAAGCAUUGAUUCUCCAAUAAAGCCUGAAGGCCUAAUGGAUAUCAUUCAUAAUAAAAUAGAGGAGACAGGUGGGAGGUUUGUCGUCGGGCAAGAGGACACUCCUUUAGGUCCUCAUUGGGGUGCCCUAUUUGAAGGCACCCAUAAUAUGGUUGUUGAGAAAAACGUGGUGACUCCUAGUCGAAGUUGUGAAAACACCUGUCCUAACUACGCAAUCAAGAAAAGAAGAGCUCCACCACCUCCCCCUGACAGGCUGCCUUACAAACAAGGAGGAAGUGUCAACAAUCAGUCAGAGAAAGAAAAUUCCAGGAAAAACCCAAUGGCUCCAGUGAGGGCAUCUUCCCUCGAAAGCAAGUUCUCUUCGAUAAUACAGCAGCUGCAGAGGCCCACGGUCCCUCCCCGCAAGAACCUGAUGCAUAACAAAGCCAGUUCGAAUGAAGACCAGAUGCCAGAGCCCUUACACAGACCUGUACCUGCACCGCGACAGAGACUCAAAUCCUUCAAGGACAAAUUGAAUCCCAAAAGCUGGAGACAGCUUCAAGAUUAACACUGCUUUGAAACAUACAUGUAGCAUGACCUGAAGACAGGGCUAUACCAUCUCUGUCAAAGUCUUAUUUUAUUUUCAGAUCUUGAAGCUUUUGAUUUACUGCCAUUUUUUAUACUUUUUAAACAUUUCAGUGGCUUUUAAAAAGAAAAGAAAACGUAUACUCUCGUUAAUUCAGACCCCUGUCGUCCAAACUGAUCUAUAAUCCAAACCUGUGAUAGUGAAAUGCAGAGUGAUGUACAACUGAUGGUCAAAUCUGGUCCCAACUGGUCUGGAUUAGCAAGAGUCUCCUGUACAUAUAUUUUUUAAUUCUUUCUUGCUUUUUAAUAACGGAAUAACAUGAAACUCUAUGAAACUUUUAGGUUUUAAACAUUCUAUAAAAUGUCUUUUAAUAAGGCAUGGUUUAUAGUUUUUGAAUAGGGCCUGUUCUUUAGUUUUCGUUCCUAGAUGGUACGGAUGUGUACUGUGAAACAUUCCAUUUCCAAAUAUGUUUGUACAUAUUUAAAAAUCUAAUGUUAGAUGGGUCUCUCAAUUUAAAACCUUAUCCUGUAGUCUCUAACUGGUAGCAUGGGUGUCAUUACGUAGCAUUGAGAUCGCUUAAUAUUGUUAACAUACCUACUAUGAUUUUGGUACUGUAGUACUCUUUUUGUGAAUUUUGUUUAAAAGAGCGAAAAAAGUUUUAAUACUGUGAUUUUAUAUUUUUUGUAAAAGACAUGGACGUUUAUUUUAUUGAGCUAAACAGUAGUGGAUCAAAAUACAGCUUGCCUUUAACGCAACAUUUUGAUUUAGUUUUUUAGGUACCUUAAAAAUACAGUAAAAUGAGGUUGCAGACAUUUUUCGGACGGCGAUAUUAAGAUCCACAUGGUUUUGAUCAUUAAAAUAAACCGCAUUGUGGCUUAAAUGUUUCCUAACUAACUAAUCUGCUUAAUUUAAACAGACUUUUUUGGGACAAAAAUACAUCUGGUACUUGCCAUGGAAUUGUUUUUACUGGCCUUGCACUUCUGUGGUCAUCCUAGAAUAAAUACUUUAAGUAUGCCUUCGUAACAAAUGAGUCUGUCAAUUUCAAAUUACUACCUGCUUUCAAGAGCUGCUAAAUAUAAUUUACUCUUCCCGAUUCUACAUAGGUUAAAAUCAAAAUGUCAUUAAAGCAAAAAUAAUACAAAAUAACAAACAAAAAUAAUACAACUUAUGUAUCAAUACUGUCGUUUUUGCUUCGAGGAUAUGUUGAUGAAAUGUUCAUUGAAUUCUGUGUGCAGCUUCAGAAGUAGGCCACUAAACUUCUAUUUAGAGUAUUUGUUUCUGAAGUGUUGUUCUUGGUUGCUAUCUCAUACAUUAUAUACUGUUGGGUACCAAUAUCUGAAUUUUAGGUCUUUGGUUAAUGUGGACUUUUAAAAAUUGAGGUUCAACCUGAUUUUCUGUCCUUCACUGUAAGAUCCCUUUUUUUUUUUUUUUUUUUUUUUGAGUCAGAUUCACAAAGCUUUGUUUGUGCUCUUGGGGUAUGUUUAGUUAAAUUGUUAGGGCAACAAACAAAUCAUUUGCAUAAUACAUGUAUUAUUUAGACUUGCUGGGCAGAGCUAACGUUUGUGUUCUCUAG